AUGUCUUCCACAAUCGCAUCGACUUCUAAUUCACAGGAGAUUGAUUUUGAUUCUAUCGACUUUGAAAAAAUUAACUUUGAACAAAUCGACGUUGAUAAGCUUGAUCUCGCCGAUUCUACGGUCAUCCUCUCGCUACUUCAGACCCCUCCUCGACCUGCAUUGAGCAUAUGGCCCGUAGAAAUUUGGACUCACAUAGUUUCGUAUAUUGAUGAUAUCCUUACACUGACUAGUUUGAAUUUAACAUGUAUGACCUUAAGAGAGAUAUCGCGAGUCCCCUUACUAUUAGAGUUAGUCCACAAACCACCCUUAGAUAGACUUUAUGAGUUGACCAAAAACAUGUUUUUGAAAGAGAAACAUAAAAAAGAGGGAAAAAAUGAUAGGGCGGAGAAUGAAUUAUUCAACAAAGAAAACAAUAAUAAUGAGAAUAUAAUUAUUAGGAAAGAGGGGAGAAAAGUGACCAACAAAGAAAGUUUUGAAGAAUUAAAAGAUGUCAUAUUCAAGAUGCACAAAUACAUUGAUCAAUUGGUGCUGGCCAAUGCAGGACCUGAGAAAUGGACAGAUAAUGUGUUUGAAUGGGUUGGAUAUGAUGAAAAGAAAGAUGUGACGGCAAAUCAGGAAAUGUUCAGGAGAGAGGUAGGUAGAAUUGGUAAGGCAAAGACGAAAGCCUUUGUUGAAUGGGAAGCGAGGGUAGAGAAUGAAAAGAAAGAAAUGAGGAGGGAACUUGCUAGGGUGUGGACUAUUUCUGGAAAGAUGUUUCCCUUCAGUCACGCAGAAAACAGGGAAUGGAAAAGAAAACGUCAGGAAAGAACAUUGAUUGAUGAGAACUUGUCUCCUCCGCCCCAAAAAGAAAACCGAGAAAAUGUUGCUUCGCAACAAAAAGAGAAUAACAAAAAUAUUCGAGAUCCGAGACAAUCUCAGUUAAAACCCAAACUCGCUGCAAAUUUUCAUAAUCGCAAUGGCGGUUCGUCAUCGACCGCAAGCUCGAGAUCGAAACCGAGACAUUCAGUCACAAAAUCAUCACCACCCCAAAAUUCCGUCAAACCCGACGAUUCAAAUGAGUCAUGGAAGUUUUCCCAUGAGAUUCGCAAUCAACUCAAGGCAAGACGUCCAAACACGGACAAAGGUGAGAAAGAGUUCGAGAAGAGAAUUCUAACACCAUUUGUUACACCAGUAUAUUUUAGCCACGGAGCAACAUUUGAAGGCUUAAAAAAUGAAGAUUUAACCUCUUUCAUGAUCAAAGUUACGAAAAGAUUUUGUGGAA
Molecule: messenger RNA, 1261 nt
Organism: Acaulospora morrowiae
Lineage: Eukaryota; Fungi; Glomeromycota; Glomeromycetes; Diversisporales; Acaulosporaceae
Source: the annotation of a GenBank genome assembly